Mitosporidium daphniae is the source of this 1062-nucleotide messenger RNA. RefSeq names its product histone-lysine N-methyltransferase SUV39H2. Lineage: Eukaryota; Fungi; Microsporidia. Bases 1 to 1062 code for a protein of 353 amino acids. The transcript is spliced from 2 exons. Gene Ontology annotation, molecular function: zinc ion binding; protein binding; histone methyltransferase activity. Gene Ontology annotation, cellular component: nucleus. The record is from RefSeq and is a predicted model, not a curated record.
AUGGGCCUCAAACCGUGCGGGUCUGUUAAACAGUCCAAAUCUUUAUCUGUGCCCCCAAGUGUUGGCCUAAAUAAUUUCUAUGUACUUGAUGAUGAGACAGACCCGAUCGAAUAUGAGGUCGAGAAGGUGCUGGAUAAGCGCGAUGAUUCCAAACCAAAUGUGGACUCUUUUAAAAUAUACUCCUCCCCUAAUGAUCCCCUCCGUAAAGAAACCCUUUAUAAGAUGUCAAAAUUUGAAAAGCUUGUAAACGCAGCUGAUCGAGGGCCUUUCAUAAGAAUUGUAAAUAACGUUGACAAUCAGGGAAUCCAGCCAUACUUUACAUAUAUCAAUGAAUGCUUUUUCGGGCCUGGAGUGCCUUGUCCCGACCCUUCCUUCUUAACAGGAUGCGACUGUGUCAAUGGGUGUCACAAUAACCCGGAUUGUUUAUGUCUUCAUCUUAAUAACCAUUCUUUCCCUUAUGAUGAAAAUGGUAUAUUGAACCCCAACCAUGGUGGAAUAUACGAGUGCAAUUUAUUUUGUAAAUGUGGAUCCGAUUGUUUGAAUCGGGUUGUUCAAAAUGGCCGGAAAGUAUCAUUGGACAUUGUUAGAUUUUCUGAUGGCAGGGGGUGGGGAGUUGUUUCUGCACAAGAUAUUAAGAAAGGGACAUAUAUCUCAACAUAUACCGGGGAAAUAAUCACAAAUGAAGAAGCCGAACAGCGAGCCAAAAUAUAUGAUGCCAAUGACAGGGCCUAUUUAUUUGAUUUAGAUUUUUUUCUCUGUCAAGGGGCUGAAUCUGAAUAUACCAUCGAUGCCAGGCAAUAUGGCAAUAUUUCGCAUUUUUUUAACCAUUCGUGCGAUCCCAAUAUAAGGGUAUAUGCAUGCCUCAUCAACCACCACGAUGAGCGGCUACAUCAUAAUACGUUUUUUGCAUGUAAAGAUAUUAAAAGGGGACAGGAACUAUGCUUCGAUUAUACUGGUCUUUCUAGGGAUGCAUCUUCUAACGUUGUCAUAAAAAGACCAAAAGAAUUCAGUCUGCCAUGCCUGUGCGGUUCAUCUCAAUGCCGCAAAUUUGUUUAUCGUUAA